AUACUUGGAUCAAAAAUGCAGAUCAUAUGUAUGCAAAAGGUUUGGUUAUCCAUCAGGUCAAAUGUCGUAAUAAGAACAUAUUUAAUCAAAAAAUGUGUUGGUAGAAACCAAUAACUUCAAUCACAGAGGUUGUUACGUUGUUCUAAUCUGAUUCGCUAAUUUUCUACUCCAAACCAAUAAUUAUUACCUUUAUGAGGCCAUAAGAAGUGAAUGGGCCUUGAUAGAAGCCUUACAAGCCCAAAUAAUAAAAGUCCAAUAAAGAUAAAUAACACGUGGAAGACACACUACACAUGGCCGAUCUCUUCUAAACAGCUGUUCCCAUCUUUCGUCAAAUCCCACGAACAGCCUCGAGACAUGUCGGAAGAUCACGCCCAUACGGAGAACAAAUCCCACACAGACGGUGGCGAUGAUGUCGGAGAAAUCGUCAACGGAGGGACGGUGAAUGGUCGCCGCGGAACGGACUAUGUGGCGGUUGAUACGGAGAGUCUUUACUCAUUGGUUUGCAUCAUCAUCGGUUCGAUUCUGUUUCCGGAUUCGAAAACCAGCGAUGCCUACUCGUCUCCUUUGCUUCAACGAAUAAGAAACUCGGUCUCCGAGAAUGGCCCGAAACUUCGAGAGGCUUCUCGCAAAACAUCACGCGAGAUUCUCCAAUGGACUCGUCAAGGCAGCCCGCUUCGUGCACUGCUUGUCAUCACAAUGGGAACAAUAGCUCUUCUUACAACAAUGGCUUUGGUUGUCUUCGCGCUCUUCUUUGUAGCUGCAACAGCCAAUGCGAUCAUAAUCUCUCUUUUGGUUUCACUUGCUGUUGCUGGCGGCUUCUUGGCUCUCUUCUUUCUCUCCUUGACUGCUAUUUACAUCGGAGCCUUAUCCGUUGCUGCUUUCGUCAUCUCUACCGCUGCGGUUUCAGCUGUUUUUUGCGUCUUGAUUGCUUCAGGUUGGAUUGGGUUCUUCUACGCUGUGUGGUUGGGAGCAAGAGGAAGCCUGCGCUUGGUGAAGCAAGUGAUGGGAUUAGCCAUUUCAGGUAACGGCUUAAACAUCGACUCAUCUAGCUGAGAAGUCUCUACAGAGUUUGUUGAUAACCCCCAAGUUUUGGUCUAGCGUGUUGUUAAUGAAAGUUUAUAUGAAUGUUUUUAUGUACUGAGCUUUGUUGUAAAGCAGCAGAGAACCAGAAGAAUAUUUUCAAAAAAUCAAUAGUGAACGUUUGUGAUCAA
Brassica rapa (field mustard) is the source of this 1211-nucleotide messenger RNA. RefSeq lists its product as uncharacterized. Lineage: Eukaryota; Viridiplantae; Streptophyta; Magnoliopsida; Brassicales; Brassicaceae. The record is from RefSeq and is a predicted model, not a curated record.